CCCGCCUCAGGAUGCGCUACGUCGCCUCCUACCUGCUGGCUGCCCUCGGGGGCAACUCCUCCCCCAGUGCCAAGGACAUCAAGAAGAUCCUGGACAGCGUGGGCAUCGAGGCGGACGACGAGCGGCUCAACAAGGUCAUCAGUGAGCUGAACGGAAAAAACAUUGAAGACGUUAUUGCCCAGGGUAUUGGCAAGCUUGCCAGUGUGCCCGCUGGUGGGGCUGUGGCUGUCUCCGCUGCCCCUGGCUCUGCAGCUCCCGCUGCUGGUUCCGCUCCCGCUGCAGUAGAGGAGAAGAAAGUUGAGAAGAAGGAGGAGUCUGAAGAGUCUGAUGACGAUAUGGGAUUUGGCCUAUUUGAUUAAACUCUUGCUUCCCUGCAAAUAAAGUCUUUUUAUGUGUUUCUUGAA
Molecule: messenger RNA, 404 nt
Organism: Galeopterus variegatus (Sunda flying lemur)
Lineage: Eukaryota; Metazoa; Chordata; Mammalia; Dermoptera; Cynocephalidae
Gene: RPLP2
Product: ribosomal protein, large, P2
Exons: 4
Coding region: 12-359 (115 amino acids)
Biological process (GO): cytoplasmic translational elongation
Cellular component (GO): ribosome; cytosolic large ribosomal subunit
Molecular function (GO): structural constituent of ribosome
Source: RefSeq, a predicted model, not a curated record